GUGGCGGGUCAGCUUUCGUGGGCUUCAGUCUCGGAGAUGGCGGUAUCUCCUUCGGCGGCGAGUCCAUGGCCUUCAACAAUUCCAGCGGCUCCGGUGGCAUAGGGACAGGAGAUCAUGCACAGGAGAGCAAUGGUGAGAUCCAUGCUGGUAAUACCACAGGUGAGCGGUGGAGUCUUACUACAACUUCUGAAAAUUCCAGUGUAUAUUUUGGUGAGAUCAUAUUCUUGUUUGCUAUUUCAAUCAAAGGUAUUGGUGGCAACGGUAUUGGAGAGAGCAUUGGCUACAGAGGCAGGGGAUACAACCCCAAUUUCGAUCACGCGGACGAGUACCCUCCUAGCCAGGAGCAUGUACAGAUCCAACAACCACAAAUCGUUGACGGAAGCAAACCAGAAGGCAUGUGUGGAUUAUUGCCUAAGGCAUCUUGAGCCAUGUACCUUAGAGGAUGAUCCCACCUUCAAGGCUGAUAUGAAUAUGGUUCAUAUCAAUGAGAAGUGGUUCUACCGCACGCGGAAGAACCAGAAGAUGUAUUUGAGUUAUACAGA
Brachypodium distachyon (stiff brome) is the source of this 542-nucleotide messenger RNA. RefSeq lists its product as uncharacterized. Lineage: Eukaryota; Viridiplantae; Streptophyta; Magnoliopsida; Poales; Poaceae. The transcript has 2 exons. The record is from RefSeq and is a predicted model, not a curated record. Bases 66 to 425 code for a protein of 119 amino acids.